This is a messenger RNA of Ornithorhynchus anatinus (platypus), 1530 nucleotides long. It is a transcript of the gene CYYR1, whose product is annotated as cysteine and tyrosine rich 1. Bases 38 to 502 code for a protein of 154 amino acids. Lineage: Eukaryota; Metazoa; Chordata; Mammalia; Monotremata; Ornithorhynchidae. The record is from RefSeq and is a predicted model, not a curated record. The transcript is spliced from 4 exons.
CGCGGCCGCCCGGCGGUCCGUCCCGCGGCCGGCUUGGAUGGCCCCCCCUGGGCCGGCCCGGCUCCCAGCGCGCUGGCACCACCGCCUCGCCCUGCUCUUUGUCUGCGCAGAGAGGUGUCUGGCGCAGUGCGGCCUCGAGUGCCGAGCCUACUGCUGUGACCGGCCCAGCCCGUUCUGCUGCUCCUACUACGCCUACAUCGGGAAUGUCCUCUCAGGCACGGCGAUCGCUGGCAUCGUCUUUGGCAUCGUGUUCAUCAUGGGCGUGAUCGCCGGGGUGGCCAUCUGCGUGUGCGUGUGCGUGAAGAACGGCCGUGGGAGCACGCGCAUCGGCGUCCUGCGCCCGGCACACAGCAGCCCCGUCCACGCCUUCCCCGCGGCGCCCCCACCCUACAGCUGCGACUGCGAGCUCCUGCCCCCCCGGGACCCUCCACCCCCCUACACGCCGAUGCCCCAGCCUCAUUUGCCCCCGCCCCCGCCCUACCCUGGCUACUUGGGGAAGUGAAGUCCGCCCACCCCCUCCCUUCCUCCAAGAUGGGCCCAGUGGAGGUGCUGGCCCAGGGAGCCCCAGCAAGGCCGGGAGACUCUCCAGCCACGAGGUUCGGUGGCCCUGGACCCUGAAGAGAGGGACGGGCUGUGGAUGGGGGGCGCGGGAUGGGUCUGGGGGCCUCCAGAAGGGUCUGGGGAAGAAGAGUCUGAAGAAACACGUGGGACGCGGCCCUGCAAUGGGAAGGACGUGAGAGUCGACGCUGCCCGAGAUUGACCAGAGACACCCCUGCCCGCACCCCGAUAUCCGCUCACCUGGGGUGCAGCCGGACCCUCUUCCCCCAUCCUUAGGCCCCAAGGUGCAGCCCCCUCCCCUCGUCCAUCGCCCCGGGAUCCCCUCCCCGCCAAGUGCCUCCAUAGGCCGGAGCCCGGGCCCCAGGGGGAGUCGGCCCAUCGUCUCUCCGGCCGAGCGGCCGCCUCGGCGUCUGACCACGUCAAGCCCGCCGGACUCCCCCGCCCCGCCGCCCGUCCUCACCACUCCCGCACACUGGGAUCCCAGGCAUCCUGACCCUCGGUUCCCCGUGGACCCAGGGUGGACCGGCCGGCCGGCCAGCGAGACGCCCCCCUCACGUGGACUGGAUGGGGGAGAGGUGUGGGGCGUGGGGGCGUUGGAGGGAGGAGGGAACCGGACCCGCGGAGGUCACGUUGGUCAAACCGCCGGCUACUGCUGCUGAGCAGACACCUCCGGGUGGACAAUAAAACACCGGUGCCCGCCCCCGUCGAGGGACACGGGGGGGGGGGGACGACCUGAUGCAAGUCCAGUCUGGAUUUUCCCCUUCUUCCCUGGGGAAGGUCGUAGCCGUGGGGUGGGCUGGGUGAAGAGGGCUGGAAUAAUCGUGGGGGGCUUCCUGGAGGGGGUGAGGUGAGCUCAGGAUUCUCAGAGGGGGCGAUCAGGGAACGCUUCCCGGAGGGGUUGAGUCGGGUUCGGGAUUCUGGGAGGGGUGAAUCAGGGAAAGCUUCGUGGAGGGGGCGAGGUGGGCUCAGACU